This is a messenger RNA of Aureobasidium namibiae CBS 147.97, 2154 nucleotides long. Its product is annotated as catalase 3 precursor. The record is from RefSeq and is a predicted model, not a curated record. The transcript is spliced from 4 exons. Gene Ontology annotation, molecular function: heme binding; catalase activity. Gene Ontology annotation, biological process: hydrogen peroxide catabolic process; response to oxidative stress. Gene Ontology annotation, cellular component: cytosol. The coding region runs from base 1 to 2154 and encodes 717 amino acids. Lineage: Eukaryota; Fungi; Ascomycota; Dothideomycetes; Dothideales; Saccotheciaceae.
AUGCGUUCGUUACUGUAUCUUCCAAUGAUGGCAGGUGCUGCCCUUGCUGGCAGUUGUCCAUACAUGAGCGGUGAAAUGGGGAAGCGCGAUGAUGCUGGUCUCCAAGAGACUACCGAACAGACUGAAGAGUUCAUGGGUCGAUUCAAGCUCAAUGAUGAGCAAGGCUUCAUGACUAGCGACUGGGGCACUCCCAUUGAUGACCUUACCAGUCUCAAGGCUGGUGCCAGGGGUCCUACGCUACUAGAAGACUUUGCUUUCAGACAGAAGAUGCAAAGAUUCGAUCAUGAGAGAAUUCCUGAAAGAGUGGUCCAUGCCCGUGGUGCUGGUGUUCAUGGUGUCUUCGAGUCCUAUGGCAACUUUUCCAACAUCACGGCUGCAAGCUUCCUUGCAGAGGAGGGCAAGAAGACUCCUACAUUUGUGCGCUUCUCUACCGUCAUCGGUGAGAGAGGAAGUGGAGAUGCUGCUAGAGAUGUCCGAGGUUUCGCAACUCGCUUCUACACCGACACAGGCAACUUGGACAUCGUCGGCAUUAAUCUGCCGAUCUUUUUCAUCCAAGAUGCUAUGCAGUUCCCAGAUAUGGUUCAUGCUUUGAAGCCUCAACCCGACAAGCAGAUUCCUCAGGCUGCUACUGCUCAUGACACUGCCUAUGAUUUCUUCUCCCAACAACCGAGUACCCUGAACAUGCUUAUGCUUAUCAUGUCUGGAUACUCGCUGCCUCGUUCCUACCGCCACAUGAGUGGCUUCGGUGUCCACACUAUGCGCAUGGUCACCGAGAAAGGUGACAGCAAGCUCAUCAGAUGGCACUGGAAGUCCAAGCAAGGUACCGCAAGUCUCCUGUGGGAAGAGGCUCAAGCCAUCAACGGAAAGAACCCCGAUUACCAUCGUAAAGAUCUCUGGGAUGCCAUCGAGAAUGGCGCCUAUCCUGAAUAUGAACUCGGUGUUCAGAUCAUGGAUGAAGAUCAACAACUGGCAUUCGGCUUCGAUGUCCUUGACGCUACCAAAUGGAUCCCUGAGGAACUCGUCCCCAUCACCAUUCUCGGAAAGAUGACUUUGAAUCAGAACCCAACAAACUACUUUGCAGAGACUGAAAGCAUUGGUUUCCAGCCUGGACAUGUGGUGCGAGGUAUCGACUUCAGCGAGGAUCCACUGCUUCAAGGACGUCUCUUCUCCUACUUGGACACUCAAGUCAACAGACAAGGAAUCAACUUCGAACAACUUCCCAUCAACCGCCCUCGCAUCCCCAUCCACAACAACAACCGCGAUGGUCGUGGACAGCAAUACAUCCCUACCAACAACUACGCCUACUCGCCCAACUCACUCAACAAGGGUUUCCCCAAACAAGCCAAUCAGACAGUGGGCAAAGGCUUCUUCACCGCACCCGACCGCCGUUUGACUGGAGCUUUUGUUCGCGAGCUCUCGCCCACAUUCAACGACCACUGGUCGCAAGCACGCAUGGUAUACAACUCACUCUCUGCAGCAGAACAGCAAAUCGUGAUCAACAGUCUGCGUUUCGAAGUCGCCCAAGUGCAAUCCCAAGUCGUCAAGCAAAACUUCAUCAUCCAGCUCAACCGCAUCUCCCACGAUCUUGCUUCCCGCGUUGCUGUUGCUCUGCAAGAUGUCAUUGUUCCAGAGCCAGACCACACUUUCUACAACAAUCGCAGCUCUGCUCACAUUUCCAUCUUCAACACUACACUGCCUACCAUCAAGGGCCUCAACAUGGGUAUCUUGGCAUCUACAUCUUCCAACGCUUCCAUGGCUCAAGCUGCACAACUAGCCAAGGCAUUCACAACCCAAGGUCUUUUCGUCAGCAUCGUCGCCGAGUCCCUCGUUUCAGGCGUCAAUGCUACUUACUCCACCGCUGACGCCCACGCCUUCGAUGCCGUUGUCAUCACAGCAGGCUCCGAAGCCAUUUUCAGCGGUGAAAAGACUUCAUCACUGUAUCCCCUCGGCCGCCCAAUGGAGAUUCUGAAGAACGCAUAUGCAUGGGGUAAAGCUGUUGGUGCUGUGGGCAAGGGCAGAAAGGCGUUGGAAGUUGCCGGUAUUGAGCAGAGGGAGGGUGUGUACUUUGCCAAUGGGACUGCAGAGGCAGUGGAGAGUUUCGAGUGUGGUCUUGCCACUUUUAGAUUCUUGGAUAGGUUCCCUGUUGAUGAGUAG